AUGUAUGAUGCUGCCAGAAAGGGCGAUGUAGCUACAUUUGAGCAGGCUCUUCCUGCAGGUCUGCCACCGAAUCUCACAAACGACAAGGGCGAUACUCUGCUCAUGCUUGCGGCCUACCAUGGCCACGCGGAUCUGGUCAAGGUUCUCAUCCAGCAUGGCGCUGAUCCUAACCGCUUAAACGACCGAGGUCAAAGUCCUCUUGCAGGCGCAGUCUUCAAGAAGGAAGAUGCCGUGAUCCAAGAGUUGCUUGAUGGUGGUGCAGACCCAGAGUAUGGCCAACCAAGUGCUUCCGAGUGCGUCACAAUGUUUAAGCAGGAAGAUAUGUGGAAAGCCAAGUUCGAUGCUGCGCCUGGAAAAGGACAGGCAGGAAAGACACGGAGGGCAGAAAAGAAGGACUAA
Messenger RNA from Fusarium graminearum PH-1, 399 nucleotides. RefSeq lists its product as uncharacterized. Lineage: Eukaryota; Fungi; Ascomycota; Sordariomycetes; Hypocreales; Nectriaceae. The transcript has 3 exons. Bases 1 to 399 code for a protein of 132 amino acids. Gene Ontology annotation, molecular function: protein binding. The record is from RefSeq and is a predicted model, not a curated record.